UCUUUCCGCUGGCGCACUUUUCUGCUGUUACACUGCGGAACAGUGCUUUAGUGCAGCCGCGUGAAAGUGCCCUCGGGGACAACGCGAUACAUUCCAGAAAUCGUUACUUAUUCCAUCAUAAAAUGACGGCCCCCUACACCAUGCAAAGGCAUUAACAAGCUUCCGCGGUCUUGCUCCGUCGACUAAGAUCUCCUUGCCAGUCUCUCCUGCCCUCAUUCAAUAUGGCGCCACCGACCAUUGCGCGAAGCAAACGACGAUCUUGUGGGCGUCAGUGGAUCCUCCGGUGUGAUUCUAUGGUUUGCGUAAGCCGGAAAUUUACCUUCCCCUUCCCUCAGUGCUUGUUGUGCAAGUGGCUGUUGAGAAAGCGGGGAGGUGAGGACAGCUCGGUUCUUUCCUUCCCCCUCGGCGGGGUCUCAGUGUCUUUUCAGGAGAGGUCUCGUCCCGGUGAUUUUGCUUGCAAUGCAGACUGCCUGUCAUCAGCACUGAGGCGCACUUUAGUAAAGGAAGAGAGCCGCCCAACGUCGGGGCAUUAUUGGUGCCUUUGUUUUAUCGUCACAGAAUUUUAUUCCAGAAAGCUUCUUUGCUACUAUAAAAUAUAUUCCAAGACACUUGAGUUAGGUAAUGGGAUCAGAGAACAGUGCUCUAAAGCGUGAUGCAGUUGAAGAACCUUCAUUUACACUACCUUCUGGAGUCAAUAUUUAUUCAGCAAUAUUGCAGCAUGACAAACUUGCUUCAGUGUUUGUUUACAACAGAGAGAAUGAAGACAAUGUUAACAGAGCUGCCAAGCACUUGAAAACUUUACGCCACCCUUGCCUUCUGCGCUUCCUUUCAUGUACUGUGGAGGUAGAUGGAAUUCACUUGGUUACAGAGCAUGUGCAACCACUGGAAAAGGUCCUGGAGACUCUCUCUUCUUCAGAGUUAUGUGCUGGAAUCUAUGAUGUUUUGCAGGCUCUUGUGUUUCUUCAUGAUAGGGGAAACCUAACCCACAAUAAUAUCUGCUUAUCCUCUGUAUUUGUGAGUGAGGAUGGACACUGGAAAUUAGGAGGAAUGGAAACUGUCUGCAAGCAGAAUGAAGCAACUGCAGAGUUUCUGCAUAGUAUCCAGUCAAUACGAGAGAAGACAGGAAUUCCACCUGAAGAACAGUCUGUAGACUUCCAGCUUCUUCCUGAAGACCAUGGGCAUUCCCGAGAUGCCUACUCAUUUGGUGUAAUGGUUGAAAAUCUGCUUACUUUUUUAAAUGAAGAAGUUUCAGAGGAUGUACUUUCCAGCUUUCAGCAUACAUUGCAGUCCACUUUGCUCAAUCCAGAUCUAACAUGCCGCUCCCCACUGUCCAACCUACUGUGUCAUCAAUUUUUUAGAAAUGAUUUCUUAGAAGUUGUGAGCUUUCUGAAUAGUUUAACACUGAAAUCUGAGGAGGAAAAAGCAGAAUUUUUCAAAUUCCUGCUAGAUAGAGUGGCUGGCCUGUCAGAGAACCUGAUUGCUUUGCGCUUGGUGCCUCUCCUGCUCAAUCAGCUUGUGUUUGCUGAGCCAGUAGCUGUGAAGAGUUUUCUUCCUCAUCUUUUGGGGCCCAAGAAGGAUAAAUUGAGUGACAGCCAGAUCAGUGGCCUACUGUCUCCAGCUGUGUUCCAAGCACAUGUCAGCCCAGUGCUGCUGAAACUCUUUGAGGUGCACGAAGAACAUGUUCGGAUGGUACUGCUGUCUCACCUAGAUGCCUAUGCAGAACUGUUUACACAGAAAGAGCUGAAAAACAUCAUAUUGCCACAGGUUUUACUUGGCUUGCGAGAUACUAGUGAUUCUCUAGUGGCUGUGACACUGCAAAGCUUAGGAGUGCUAGUCUCAUACCUUGGACCAGAUGUGGUUGUGGGGGGUGACCGAACAAAGAUCUUCAAGCGUUCAGCCCCAAGUUUCACUAAAAUUAUGGAUCUUUCCUCUGAAGAUUCUUCUGAUGAUGUAAUGAGCUGUGAGGGUAAACUAAUCUAUCUGCCACUACAGCAUAAUUCAAGUAUGUUUCUCAAGUGCCACAGUUCUGGAAGUUUGCCCUUCAGCAACAAGAACAAUGUACCAGGGGAAGGUUCUCACAUUGCUCUAAGAAAAGGGAAGCAAGACUCUUUGAACUUAUAUAAUAUUCCUAGUAGAAUAAGUACAAUAAAUAAUGGCAAACACUGCCACCAUGUGACUGAGAAGAAGACAGAAGAAUGGCCAGACUGGAAUGAAUGUGAAGAGCUCAAGUCAGAAAAAAAUAGAAUUGCUGAAUCCAAACUGAAAGACUUUUGUGUUAACAGCCAUCCAUGUCUUGCCAAUCAUGAUGGAGAAGAGAAAUCUUGGAUGAAGAAAGCUCCUAGCCCUCCCUUUAAGCUCUCUUUAGGAAACAGUCACUAUGAUAGAGGGAUAAAUGACAUCACAGAGCUGCAUCUGCCUCCAAAUACAUUUGAGCCCAAAAAAGAACUUAGAACUCUCCGAAAUGAUUCUUUGCCAGGAUCCAUCAGCAACAGAGACCAGAAUCAAAAGUUUUAUUUGACAAAAACAUCAUUUCCAGAGAAACCUAAGUUGAAAAGUGGUUUAGGAGAAGAGUUUGUAAUUCAGGUGAAGAGGAAAGAAUUGCAUGACACAGAGCUGGACUGGUUUGCAGACAUGGUCCCAGAUAUCAAAUCUUCAUCAUCGCUCUUAGUUCUACCAGAACUAGAGACCCAUUCAUUUAAUCAGAAUAACUCAGACACAGUUUUGAGCUCUAUGAGCGAUGCACAAGAAAUGCAGUUUUCUUCUAAAUUUGCAGCCACAGAAAUUACAGAGGUGGAUGGUGCUGGCUGGGAAGAAGAAGAAGAUGACCUAAAUUGGGAAGAAGAUACUAACUGGUGAUGAUGAUGAUCUUCUAGUGGUUACAGUUCAGUAGCUUCUUUCAAAGUACCCUGGACAUUCUUAUUCUUCUCCUCAUUCUGCACUUUCACAAGCAAUGAAAACUUGGUAUUUGCAUAUCAGUACAAGUGCUUGCCUUUCUGAGUUAAACUUUUAGGCCAAAACUACAGCAGGAAUUUCCUGGCCCUGGUUGCUAACAAUGAAUUAUUGGACAAAAGGGGAUGUUACAGAUAUGUGGCUUUAUAUUUCAACAACUAUUUUAUUUGUGAAGAAUUCUAGAAAAAAUAAAUGGAUAAAUCACUA
This is a messenger RNA of Crotalus tigris (Tiger rattlesnake), 3156 nucleotides long. RefSeq names its product SCY1 like pseudokinase 3 (gene SCYL3). NCBI's taxonomy places the organism in Eukaryota, Metazoa, Chordata, Lepidosauria, Squamata, Viperidae. Gene Ontology annotation, molecular function: ATP binding; protein kinase activity. Bases 622 to 2856 code for a protein of 744 amino acids. The record is from RefSeq and is a predicted model, not a curated record. Gene Ontology annotation, biological process: protein phosphorylation. The transcript has 16 exons.